UUCGAAGCUGUACGUCAAAUCAAAACAAAAAGUGAUAUUAGAUAUUUUGGUUUCGUCUUCUUCGUUUUUGAAAUAAAAUAAUUUUAAAUUAAUUCACUUAAAUUUAAACAUGGGAGGUAAAGGUAAAGAUAGGGCCCAAAAACGUAAAGCACAGCCAAAUGAUGACAACGAAUUCAACUUCACAAAAAAGCAUUUGGUGACUAGCCACAUUCGAUCGAUGGAAAAACGCUUAAUUAUCGUUCUCGAAGGCGCACAACUAGAGACUGUUAAAAUGGGAAAUGCAUUCGAGUUACUUAAUUGCGAUGACCAUGCAGGAAUAAUGAGAAAAAACAACCGGGAUCCGGGUUCUUGUCGACCAGACAUUGUUCACCAAUGUUUACUUAUGCUUUUUGACUCCCCGCUCAAUCGUGCAGGUCUGCUUCAAGUGUAUAUGAAAACAGAACGCAAUGUUCUCAUCGAAAUAAAUCCCCAAACCAGAAUACCAAGAACGUUUAAACGUUUUGCCGGUCUCAUGGUACAGCUACUUCAUAAGUUCUCUGUUCGUGCCAAUGACACAUCUGUGAAACUGAUGAAAGUUAUUAAAAAUCCAGUCACAGAUCAUCUGCCAGUGGGUUGCAAAAAGUUGGCAAUGUCAUUUUCUGGGAAAUUAGUUAGUUCGUGUAAGGAGUUGGUACCGAAGGAAGAAGAUGAACCCAUUGUUUUGGUGAUUGGAGCAUUUGCUCAUGGAAGUUUGAAGUCUGACUAUACAGAGGGACUAUUUUCUAUAAGUAACUAUCCUCUAUCUGCUGCGAUUGCUUGUUCAAAGCUCUGCAGUGCAUUCGAAGAAGUUUGGGGUGUUUUGUAAAUAAAUUUUUAACUAUCGAAA
Messenger RNA from Episyrphus balteatus (marmalade hoverfly), 865 nucleotides. Its product is annotated as ribosomal RNA small subunit methyltransferase NEP1. The coding region runs from base 110 to 844 and encodes 244 amino acids. The transcript is spliced from 2 exons. NCBI's taxonomy places the organism in Eukaryota, Metazoa, Arthropoda, Insecta, Diptera, Syrphidae. Gene Ontology annotation, biological process: rRNA base methylation. The record is from RefSeq and is a predicted model, not a curated record. Gene Ontology annotation, molecular function: rRNA (pseudouridine) methyltransferase activity; rRNA binding. Gene Ontology annotation, cellular component: small-subunit processome; nucleolus.